Messenger RNA from Hypoxylon trugodes, 750 nucleotides. RefSeq lists its product as uncharacterized. The transcript is spliced from 2 exons. Lineage: Eukaryota; Fungi; Ascomycota; Sordariomycetes; Xylariales; Hypoxylaceae. Bases 126 to 605 code for a protein of 159 amino acids. The record is from RefSeq and is a predicted model, not a curated record.
AUCUACUUCUGACUGACUUCUUUGACGGCUUCCAAAAGCCCACCGUCCUGCUUGCGACCCAAAGCAAUCGUCUUCUGUCAACAAACAUUCACUACUUCUCAAUCUCACUUCCAGUCACUUUCACGAUGGCGCCCAUUGCCAACAAGAACCAGGCUGGCGAUGCCAAGCCUGCCGUCAACCAACGUGAGAUUGAAGUCAUUGCGCUCGCCAUGCAAUGCAUGCCCGGCGACGGUGCUCCUCCGGUCGACGCCACCAAGCUCGCCCGCCUAGGCAACUACGCCAGCGCCGACUCAGCCCGCCACGCUUGGCGCCCGAUUGAGAAGAAGCUCCAUGGGCUCGCCAAGUCCGUCGGUGUCGACCCUGACGGCGAGAUUCCGGAGAUGAGUCGAGGUGGACGAAAGCGCAAAGCCGAUAGUGACGGCGAGACCACUAGCACCUCUCUCCCCGCUAAGAAGCCGCGCGCCAAGAAGGCCGGAACCGGUACCAAGAAGAAGGGUGGCAAGAAGGGCAAGAAGGAACCCGAGGGCGAGGACGACGAGGGAUCAAAGGUUGAUGGUGAGGCGGAGACUGGUGAGUCUGCUGGUCUGGAUGAUGGAGAGGUUUAGAUGAGUGCAGGGAAUGGAUGGGUGGAUGAGUAGUGUGCUUCGGAAAAGGAUAUAGAGAAAAGGGGGGUGUUCUGCGGUGCUUUUCAUGCGCUUUCUCGGUCUCGUUUGGGCUUUCGUCUCUUCGGCCCGGGUCUUCUGAAUCGAG